This is a messenger RNA of Blepharisma stoltei, 2079 nucleotides long. The record is from the annotation of a GenBank genome assembly. Lineage: Eukaryota; Ciliophora; Heterotrichea; Heterotrichida; Blepharismidae.
AUGAAUAGAUUCUUAGAAAUUGGGAUUUUCUUAUUUCUUCUCCUUUGGAUUACGUUCGUUUGUGUGUUCUAUAUUCUCCCAGACAGCAGUAGCAUAUCAAAAGUAAAAGUAUCCCCAGAUUCUGAUAUCGAUAUUUCAGUUGAUUUGCCAACAGAAAAUCGACCUCGAAGGACUGAAAUCUUAAAGGAAACUUUCAUAAAUCUCUUAGAUGAUGAAAAUUCCAUCAAUCCUAUUAAUUUAACUUGUAAGCCUGAGUCUUUCGGAUACACUAUGGAGGAAGCUCUUCUUUUAUUCCCAAAUGUUACAUAUCCAAGAUGCGAAGAAAAGUAUAAAUCAAGCCCAGAAAUGUUUUAUAUAGACCGCACUACUAAUACUUUACAUAUGAAUUGCACAGGAAGAGUAGCUUUAGGAGCUUUGGAGAAUAAUGAAGAAUUUGGAAAGUAUAGAUAUUAUAAUAGACUCAAAGAUUAUAAUGGGGAGCCAUUAGUGCUUGAGUCAGAGGAGUAUGCAUUUGGGACUUGUGAUCGAUACAAAACAUCAGGUUUUGAACAUGUUGCCUAUAAGUUGAAGCUUAAUGAAGGGUCCUUGCAAAGAGCAAAAAAUUCAUUGCAUGGAAAACCUAUAAAUAUCGUUAUGUUGGUAAUAGAUUCUCUAUCACGGAGAAUGUUCUUUAGAAAGCUCCCAAAAUCAGUUGAGUAUUUAAAUUCCAUAGCAAAAAAUGUAUCUAUUUUCGAUUUUAAACUCCACCAUGUGAUAGGCCAAAAUUCUCAAUACAGCUUUAUGCCCACAUUUUAUGGAGAUAUAGCAAUUGUGAUAUCUAGUCACAUGUCUUAUGGGGAUUUAUAUUAUGAUAUUUCUAUAUGGAAAUAUUUGCAUGAGAGAGGCUUUGUUACAAUGAUGGGAAUGGAUAAUUGCGAUGAUAAUUUACCACAAUUUAUAGGAAGAAAACCUAGAGUUGACCACAAAAUGGGUUCGUUAUGGUGUGCAGCUAGCUCUCAAUAUGGGUAUAGUGAAACUUUAAAGAAAGAACGAUGCAUUGGGAAUAAAAAUGCCCAUGCGUGAAUGAUGGACUAUAUUCUAGACUUUUCAGAAACCUAUAAAAAUGUAUCAAGAUACACUUAUAUGCAUAUAGAUACAGCACAUGAAGCAACAGGAACUGUAGUCUCUACAAUAGAUUUAGAUUUAAAAGAUUUCCUUGAGGAAUUUUUUAACAGAGAUGAAGAUUCUAUACUAUUUCUGAUGGGAGACCACGGGAUGAGAUAUGGGGAAUGAUUUAAGACAAUAGAUGGCUCCCAUGAACACAAAUUGCCACUUUUAUUAAUAUUAACGAAAGACAGAGUAUUAGAAAAGAUUUCAAAUAGCUCAAAAUUUUUGUUACAAAAUACAAACAGGCUAUUAAGUAAAUUUGAUUUUCAUACAGUUCUGCAGCAUCUUGGAAACUAUCCUGAUCUAGAAUCUCAUAAAGACGAAAUAAGAAAAAAAACUUCAAGUAAAUUAACAACUUACAAUUGGUUCACAGAUUAUAUCCCAGAGAACAGAACUUGUGAAGAUGCUGGGAUACCUGUUUAUUGGUGUGGCUGUCAGCCCUUCAUCGAAAUUACUGAAAACCAAAACUCAGAAGAAUUUACUUAUUUAACGAAUAAUAUUAUAGAAGUUUUCAACACAGAAAAUAACAUUUACGACCAUUCAAAGAAAACAAUCUGCCAGAAGCUUCAUUUAAAUAAUAAUACAUACAUAGGAAAACUAGUAGAUGGCGACUUAGACUACUAUAAAAUUAAAUUUACAGUCCAAGAAAAAGAAUCAGCACUGUUAGAAGUCAUUGUCAGGCUCUCUAGAUGGAGAAUAGAAAAAGAGGAAUCAGAAUAUUUUGAGGUGAAAAAUAUUGGUUUUAGAGGAAUGAGGUAUUACAAUAUAAUGAACAUUAAUAGGCUGGACUCGUAUGAAAGUGUUUGUAAAAACGAAAUUAUCAAAAAUAAGUUUGAUCCUACUUAUUGCAUUUGUGACGAGGAUGAUUUUAAUAGAAAAUCAAAUAGCACAGAUAAUGACAAUAACCCAGGAGCACUAAACCAUAAUAACUAA